Molecule: messenger RNA, 3242 nt
Organism: Diachasmimorpha longicaudata
Lineage: Eukaryota; Metazoa; Arthropoda; Insecta; Hymenoptera; Braconidae
Gene: APC7
Product: anaphase-promoting complex subunit 7
Exons: 5
Coding region: 451-2169 (572 amino acids)
Biological process (GO): positive regulation of mitotic metaphase/anaphase transition; protein ubiquitination; cell division
Cellular component (GO): anaphase-promoting complex
Molecular function (GO): protein binding
Source: RefSeq, a predicted model, not a curated record
UGGUCAGCACCCCUCGCUUUUACCUUGCACAUCUUCAGGAUAAAAGCUUUCAGAAGAAAACAAGACGUUUUUCUGGAGCAAUGAAAAAGCAUUUUAGGACAAAGGAACAAAGGAUAUUUUUUAUAAAUCAUUUUUGAAGAAGAAAAUGUCCUUCGAAAUUCCUCCAAAGAUCCUCUGAUCCUCUGUUGACUAAAAAAUUACAGUCUGAUAAUUGUAAUCGUAUGAAAGGGUCUCUGCUUCAACCCUUUCCAUCAGCUUCAGGGAUCUUGAAGACUCGCAAUGAUUCUACGCAUGCGUCUCAUCACAUAACCUCAAAAUAACCUUAAAAUGAACGACGCCGUAACCAGCUUAUGAUCGUGCAGUUGAUUCGACUGAAUUACCAGACAAAUUGAUCCUGACAAGUCAGUCAACUUCACCAUCUGCUGUAUGACUGCAUUAAAAUAGAAAAAAAUGUCAAGUCUCUACGAUCAAGUGAAGCUACUGUAUGAUCAACAAUUGUACUCCAAUGUGAUAUCCCUCGCCAAUCUAGUAUUAUCCCUAAGUGAUCACAAUGGAGAUCUCAUAUCGCCAACAGCCAAAUUUCUCAUCUACGUUCACUGUGCCGACUCCCAUUUUCACAUGGGUGAAUACAGAAAAGCUGAGUCGUUGUACAAAAAGUCACUGCAGUUUAGAAAAUUCUUGUUGAAAUCCAAAGGGGCGACUAAACCUUCCCAGGAAAGCCACAAGGAUUUACUAUCGGAUAUUGAUAUCAAGUAUCAAAUUCACGUGUGCCUGAUUAAAUUGAAAAGCCAACUCGAGGCACUCCAAGUGUUGCAGAGUAUUCCGGCUAAACAACGGACUGCCAAGGUGAACAUGGCUCUAGCAAAAAUAUUUCAAGAACAAGGUAUGGAGCGGUCGGCAAUAACAACGUACAAAGAGGUGUUACGUGAGUGCCCCCUGGCCCUCGAAGCAGCCGAGGGUCUCCUUGCACUGGGAGUCAAGGGCAUCGAGGUGAAUUCUCUGAUUGUUGGAUCUUCCUCUAACCUUCCUGGCCUCGACUGGCUGAACACGUGGAUAAAGGCUCACGCCCAUAUUCACAAUCGAGAGUAUAAUCACGCUGUGACGACUCUUCGGUCCCUGGAUAAUGUUAAUUUUCUGAGGGACAAUUUCAGUUUGCUAGUGACGAUGGGGGAGUGCUAUUAUUACGCUGGGGACGAUAAGAAUGCACUGGCUUGUUUGAGGAGGGCCAAGACUAUUGAACCAGAUACCACCAAAGGGCUCGACCUCUAUGCCUCAGUUCUCCACAAAACAGGCCACACAAAGGAGUUAGAAAAAUUAGUCCCGACGGUAUCAAUCGCUGGCGAAUGUACCUCCGAGGUGUACGUCGCAAUGGCCUAUACACUAUACGCAGCACGAAAAUUAAAUCGAGCUAAUACCCUGACGUCGCAGGCCAUAAAUCUCAAUCCCUCAAACGUUGAAGCGAUUAUCCUGCGGGGAAAUAUUCUCAUUGAGCAGAAGAAGUAUCAGGACGCUUUGCACCAGUUCAGACAGGCAAUGCAGUUAAAACCGUAUCGUUAUGAGCCCCAUAAAGGGUGCGUUGACUGUUUUGUUGGGAUGCACCGGCUCAGGGAGGCUUUGAAUAUUGCCAGCAGUGGAUGUAAACAACUUGGACACACCCCGAGAGCUAUUUCGCUCUACGCAUCCGUCUUGAUGAAGGAUCCAGUCUCCGUUCCGAAAGCCAAGAACCUCCUGGAAAAGGCCCUGACCCAGGACGAGUCCUAUCUACCAGCUGUUUACUUCCUGGCUGAAAUUUACGAACAGGAGAUGAACCUCGAGCGUGCGAUUGAGCUGUUGGAGCGCCAGGUGGACAUCCAGCCGACGUGUAAACUCCAUCAGAUGCUGGGGGAUCUCUGGGCGAGGGUUCACAAUGAGGAAAAAGCUAUCGAUCAUUAUGCGAUCGCCCUGAAUCUCGAUCCAAGCAAUAGACGUGCCCUCGAGGGAAUGCACAGGCUCGACAAUACUGUAUCAAAAUUUGAAUCAUCGUACUACAUGACUGUUGGUGAAGAACAUCCGGACACUACGUUUGACGUUGGUGAUGGACUACCCGACUCUGACAAUGACGAAGCUAAUGAGGAGAGUGAAACCGAGGCUGUGUGGUCGGACAUGGACCUGGAGGCCAACAGUCAAUAGUGACGAUUUAAAAAAAUUGAAAAAUUAAUUUAAUUUAUUGCAGUUGCGAAGGGGUAAAAUGGUUCAACUCGAUUUUUUCUUUUCAUUGAUUUUUUGUAGUGUUAAUAGACUCGUGAACACUUUGCAGGUGUUGUAGAAGGGUUUCGAGGGAGGGAGGGAGUGAGUUCAGUGAAUUUUUGGGGGAAUAAAUCGAAGGGAUUAAGUCGCAGUUUUGGAUUUAAUAAAUUUCCAAAGAGAUUAUUUGGUUGAUGAAGUGGAGAGACAAUGAGAGGUUUCGUCUGGUCUUUCUAUUCGUUCUAUUGACGAGGACAGUCCGGGUUUUUAGCAAAAUCUGAUCAGGAUGACCGCACUCGAAGUGACAUUUUUUCGUAUGAUGAUGAUGAUUCCAUGAACGCAGAUUCCACUGAUGAAGAUUCUAAUUAAAUCGCUUAUCGUUGACGUCUGGAAUUGAAUUCUCUCGCGUUAGUCAAAUAAUUUGUUUAUUAUUAUUUUAUCACUGUCAGUCCCCUGGGUUUUAGUCCUUAGGGAGAAAUAUCAUAAUUCGUAAUGGAAGAAAUUUUAUAAAAAUACUCCACAAAUUAAUUUUUGAAUUACGAUUCGUUUCUUGUUGACAGGUGGUUUGGGAGGACAAUAAGUUCCUUUGAUCCUUUGAUUGUGUACACAUUUUCGAGUUGAGUCGAUUAAACUAAAUAAACAAUCGUCGUGCAGAAGGUGAACCUGAUUAUUGGGUAAAAUCAAUCAACAUGGAGUCUAAAUCGUUAUUAACUUGUGAAUAAAUUUAGAACAGGACCGUUGCUAUCACUUUAUCAUCAUCAUCAUCAUCAUCAUCAUCUGGCCUGGGAAAUUUGUCUUCUUCGACUUAACCAUUUUACCCCUUCGCGACUGAUUUCUUCAUCACAAACGAAGAAAUUCUGCUCGUCUCACAAGACUGAUGUAUUUAUAUUUGUUGAAUUACUGGAAUUUUGUUGAACCACUGCGAAACAAUUAUUGUGAGCUCCAAUCGGUAAUAUAUAUGCUAUUAGUUGAAUUAUAUCAUGAAAUAAAACGAAUAAAUUGAACGAUGAUUUGGAAUA